Messenger RNA from Chroicocephalus ridibundus (black-headed gull), 1684 nucleotides. It is a transcript of the gene ANXA1, whose product is annotated as annexin A1. The coding region runs from base 148 to 1176 and encodes 342 amino acids. The record is from RefSeq and is a predicted model, not a curated record. The transcript is spliced from 13 exons. NCBI's taxonomy places the organism in Eukaryota, Metazoa, Chordata, Aves, Charadriiformes, Laridae. Gene Ontology annotation, biological process: gliogenesis; positive regulation of G1/S transition of mitotic cell cycle; response to interleukin-1. Gene Ontology annotation, molecular function: phospholipase A2 inhibitor activity; calcium ion binding; calcium-dependent phospholipid binding. Gene Ontology annotation, cellular component: plasma membrane; cytoplasm.
GCGUUGCUGGGGCUGUGCAAACACGCUGGUUGCUAGGUGGGGUCUCCCGCGCAGUGCUAUAAAAGCAUCGCAAGCCCUCUGCUCUCUUACUCUUGACUGUGCCACCCUGAAAAGUACGAUUCGUAAGGAAGAAGAAACUCUGUCAACAUGGCUAUGGUAUCAGAAUUUCUGAAGCAAGCAUGGUUCAUGGAAAAUCAGGAGCAGGAAUGUAUUAAAAGCUCAAAAGGUGGCCCUGGAGUACAGACAUACCCUAAUUUUGAUCCAUCAGCUGAUGUUGUUGCUUUGGACAGAGCUAUUACUGUAAAGGGUGUGGAUGAAGCCACCAUCAUUGACAUCUUGACUAAAAGAACAAAUGCUCAGCGUCAGCAGAUCAAAGCAGCCUAUCAGCAAGCUAAAGGAAAGAGUCUGGAAGAAGCCUUGAAAAAAGUUCUGAAAAGCCACCUGGAAGAUGUUGUUGUGGCUCUGCUCAAAACUCCAGCUCAGUUUGAUGCUGAAGAAUUAAGAGCCUCUAUGAAGGGGCUUGGAACUGAUGAAGAUACCUUAAUUGAGAUUUUGGCCUCAAGGAACAACAGAGAGAUCAGAGAAGCCAGCAGAUACUACAAAGAAGUGCUAAAGAGAGAUCUGACACAAGACAUUGUCUCUGACACAUCUGGAGACUUUCAGAAGGCUUUAGUUGCCUUAGCGAAGGCUGACCGAUGUGAAGAUUCCCAUGUGAAUGAUGAGCUUGCUGACAAUGAUGCCAGGGCCUUGUAUGAAGCUGGAGAAAAAAGGAAAGGAACAGAUAUUAAUGUGUUUGUUACUGUUCUUACUGCAAGAAGCUAUCCACAUCUCCGAAGGGUCUUUCAGAAGUACACCAAAUACAGCAAGCAUGACAUGAACAAGGUACUGGAUUUGGAGCUGAAAGGUGAUAUUGAGAACUGCCUAACUGCCCUUGUGAAGUGUGCCACAAGCAAGCCAGCUUUCUUUGCUGAAAAACUCCACUUGGCCAUGAAGGGCUUUGGGACAAGGCACAAAGAGCUCAUUAGAAUCAUGGUUUCACGCCAUGAAGUGGAUAUGAAUGAGAUCAAAGGCUACUACAAGAAGAUGUAUGGCAUCUCUCUCCGCCAAGCCAUUAUGGAUGAACUCAAAGGGGAUUAUGAAAACAUCCUGGUGGCUUUAUGUGGAAGUGAUAACUAAGUUUCAUGUUUGUGCAAUGCACUCAAGCACUGUUGCUGAAGGUCUUUAUAUUUACCUCAGCUGUCUAUAUAAUACAGGCUUUAAACAGUAAGGUUUCUCUGGAAUGGUACUUAGUCCAUAUGUAUUAUGUCAAAAACCUGUAACCUGGAAUGUAUUUUUUCAGUAUCUUUAUUCUGAAUGGCGUUCAUAUCUCUUGUUGCCAUUAUUUAUCCAAAGUCAAAGAAUGCCCCUAAUUUUCUAUUUGCUUGAUUAAUCAUGAAAAAGGCAAAGUUUUUAUCUAUGCAAAGCAAAUAAACUUUUAAAAAGAAAACUGAUCUGUUUCAAACUUUGUAUGUCCUUUGUUGCUUUUCUGCAUUUAAUUUCAAGUUAUCUGCAUAUAGUGCAUGAGAGAAAAAGCAGUAAAUAACUUAAUAAUCAAAAAAGGAUGUAGCAGUAUCACACACCAUAGCUGAGCCUGUACCUUUCCAUUUCACUUCUGCUAGGGUUUAUGAAAGCCAGAUGUAAGAAA